UGGAAAAUGUACAGCAGAAGGAAAUCUUCAAAGAGAACGAGAAGAUGGCACAACAGAGAGAAGAGCCAUGCCCUGCUGAUUCGGUAGAAUCUCUGAUGGCAGAAAUGCCAUUCGUUGACACAGAUAUUGAAGAGGAAUUUGUUAUGCAUGCAACCUCUGAAAUAAAUAUAAAAAAGAAAAGGAAGAGGACUGCUGGAAGGGAAAUUGAAGAAGGCAGUGAGAGAAAGAAGAAAAAGAAAAAACAGUAUCAGCCAAAUUAUUUCAUUUCUCUUCCAAUUACUAAUCCAGAGAUUACUGGCAAUAUUCAGGCUGUCCAGGAUGCAAUAAUACAAAAGGAUCAAAGACUUUCCAAAGCAAUGGUUCACUCUGGCUCGUUGCAUGUCACCAUGUUAGUGAUGCAUUUAUCCACUAAAGAAGAAAUUAGCAUAGCAGUUGGUGCUCUUUCAGACAGCAAGGAUUUUGUAGAAGAUCUCCUGAAAGGAAAAACUGUGGAUUUGUCUUUUCAAGGAAUUGAUCACUUCAAAAAUGAAGUUGGAUUUGUGAAGUUGGCAGAAAAUGAUCACACAGCUAUACUUACAGAAAUAGCAGAGACUAUGAAGAAGAUAUUUCAAGAAAAGGGCAUCUCGGCAGGAGAAGAAAGAGCUUUUAAACCACAUCUGACCUUCAUGAAGUUGUCAAAAUCAACACAGCUACGUAAGCAGGUGAAAAAAAUUGACUCAAGCUUGUAUGAAGAUUUUAAAAGCCGUUAUUUUGGAGAUGAAAUCCUGCACCGCCUAGAUCUUUGCUCCAUGUUGAAAAAAAAGCAACCGAAUGGUUACUACUACUGUGAGUCCUCUAUUGUUUUCGGUGAAAAACAUGCCGCAGAGCCAGACGAUGCAGAGCUGGUGAGCCUCAGCAAGAGGCUGGUGGAGAACGCGGUGCUGAAGGCUGUACAGCAGUACUUGGAAGAAACGCAAAACAAAACCAGACAGACUGAUGGGAGCCCCGUGAAAACUGAAGAAGCAGCAAGCGGCAGUAAGCAUGAGAGUGACAACGAUAGCAGCAAGUGA
This is a messenger RNA of Opisthocomus hoazin, 1049 nucleotides long. Lineage: Eukaryota; Metazoa; Chordata; Aves; Opisthocomiformes; Opisthocomidae. The record is from RefSeq and is a predicted model, not a curated record.